This is a messenger RNA of Malus domestica (apple), 595 nucleotides long. NCBI's taxonomy places the organism in Eukaryota, Viridiplantae, Streptophyta, Magnoliopsida, Rosales, Rosaceae. The record is from RefSeq and is a predicted model, not a curated record.
AAACCUAAAACCCUGAACAAAACCCUAGUCCCAGUAGAAAAGAAAAGAGAAGGCUGAAGCGGUGAACAGAGAAGUGAGAAGUCGGAAGAGAGAUGACGCAGAAAGGGAAGCUGUUCAAAGGGCAGCAGAAGAGGAAGACGAUUCCUCCCAACCGCCAUGGAAAAAUGACUCAAAUUCGCAAAGGCAAGCGAGUAAUUAAGCCUUCCAAGGUCACCGGUGACAUGGAUUCCGAUCGGGAGAUAACAAAGUUCAUAAACCACUGCAAUGAGGUGAAGGCGGCCACCGCUGCAAACAAGGAAGGUGGCCAGUUAAGUAUAGUCAAAACACCUCAGGACUCCGGUAACAAUGCGAAGCAAUAGUAGUCGCGAAAGCUUGUGAAACUAUGGAUGCGGAGAGUGAUAGGUUGUCUGGAAACACUUGAAACAAACCCUCGUUGCAAAUUUUGUGCUGUUAUGUUGUGCCCUCGUUAUAUAGUUUGCAGCAUUUGAUUGGGUCUUAAAGUUUCGGAAUGUGACCUGUUACUUGUUUGUAUCAAUUCCAAUACAGCUUAUUCUGUUUCAUCUAAUUUAGUCUUGUUAAAGAUCCCUCGUUUGAA